UAACAAAGUACCAAAUGAACAAACCACAGUUCACUUUUGUGUGUGAGCGUGUGUGCGGUGUCUGUGGUGCGUUGUUUUGACACGGCCUUCCUCUGUUGUCGGGGCAGGAGUGCAACACACGGAACCAGAUGACAGUAGGAUGCGUUCUGAACUGCUGUUUUUUAUUAUAGCACUUUAUGCAACAACAGCUGAUUGCGCAAGAAGACUUAAUAGGUUUGUACGACACUAUGAGCCUUUGAUAUACAAUCACAAUGAUGUCCAUGAACGACACAUGCGGAUCAAAAGGUCUCCCCAAGACUAUGACACAGCACUCCACCUCAAGUUUUACGCACAUAACAGACAUUUUCAUUUAAGGCUAAAACGUGACACAUCAGUAUUCAGCAAUGACCUUGUGAUAGAAGCACACGACAGGAGACCGCUGGACGUAGACCUGUCACAUAUUUACUCAGGGCAUUUAGUAGGGGAGCCAACGAGUCAUGUAUUUGGGGCUCUACACGAUGGUGUUUUUGAGGGACGCAUCGAGACAACAAAGGGCCACUACUACGCAGAGCGGGCCAACAAAUACUUUGCUGAAGACCGACCAUACCACUCCAUCAUGUAUUCUGCCAAUGAUGUUGAGCUUCCAGACCACGAAAAUGACACUACUCAGCCUGGCUGUGGCAUCACAGAGGACGUGCGGCAGUGGAUGGACAGGGUUGCCAACAGCGCUGUGCCAGACACAGCUGAGAGUGGCUGGAGCAAGCCAAGGCGUGCUGUGCGCUCUCCAAGUGAGGAGCGGCAUCACCAUUUUUCGGAGGCACCGCAGGCCAAGUAUUUGCGGUCGGCAGGCAGCCUGCAUCUGGGCACAGGAGGGACCAGCUAUCUGCCCAAGAGACGCGUCUGCAACCUGUUUGUGCAGACGGACACCUUCCUCUGGGACCACAUCACAAGCACGGGCAGGGAUCCUGUCAAGGCACGCGAGGAGAUCUCAUCUCUCAUAGCCCAGCAUGUCGAGGCUGCCAGUCGCAUCUACCGAAGCACAAAUUUCAAUGGCAUUCGGGAUAUCAAGUUCGCUGUGCAGAGGAUACGGAUCAAUGACAGCUCAGCCUGUUACGAUGAAAGGCAUCGUCGGUCGAAUGCGUUCUGUGCGGGCAACCUGGACGCAUCCAACUUCUUGAACCUCAACUCCCUGUCCAACCACGAUGACUUCUGCCUGGCCUAUGUGUGGACUUUCCGGGAUUUCCAGCAUGGCACCUUGGGUCUGGCCUGGGUAGCAUCGGUUAAUGGUGCAUCUGGUGGAAUCUGUGAGAAGUACAAGACAUACUCUGAGAACAUCAAUGGAAAGUCGGAGAAUGUCAAACGCAGUCUCAACACGGGCAUCAUAACAUUCCUCAAUCACAAUGCCAAGAUCCCGCUCAAGGUGUCGGAGAUCACAUUUGCCCAUGAGAUCGGCCACAACUUUGGCUCACCUCAUGACUACCCACCAGAGUGCGUGCCCGGAGGAACGUUGGGCAACUACAUCAUGUAUGCCAGUGCUACCCAAGGUCACCAGCCCAACAACCAGCGUUUCUCACCAUGCAGCAUACGCAACAUCUCCGCUGUGCUGUCAGCAAUAUUACGCGGAGAGCAGAAGGAGAACUGCUUCCAAGAGGACGAGGGCCCGUUCUGCGGCAACAAGAUUGUGGAAGGGGAUGAGGAGUGUGACUGUGGCUACGAGGAGCAGGAGUGCAUGGAGGACUGCUGCUACCCUCGUGAACACCAGGGCAAAGGCUGCACCCGAAAGCCCAGAGCCAUUUGCAGUCCCAGCCAAGGUCCUUGCUGCACCAACAAGUGUGAUUUUGAGAGGAAGGAGAAGCUGUGCAAGCUGGAGUCUGAUUGCACGGAGCUGUCAUAUUGCGAUGGGAAACAGGCAAGCUGUCCCAACCCGGUACACAAGCGCAACAAGACAGAGUGCAACAAUGGCACCCAGGUGUGCUGGAACGGGGAGUGCAGUGGCUCCAUCUGCGAGAAGUACGGCAUGGAGGAAUGCUCCCUCACGGACGACACCAACCCAUCACCCGAUAAGAUGUGCGAAGUGGCCUGCCAGGAGAAAGACAAGCCAGAGUCCUGCAAGAGCACAUAUGAGAUAGAGCGAAUGAAGGAGAUCCGAGGCAUCAAGCUCCGGCCGGGCUCACCCUGCAACAACUUCCAUGGUUACUGCGACGUCUUCCAGAAGUGCCGCAAUGUGGAUGCUGAAGGUCCACUGGCACGGCUCAAGCGACUCCUCUUUGACAAGCAGUCACUGCAUACGGUCAAGCAGUGGGUCACGCUGAACUGGUGGGCUGUCCUGCUGAUGAUGGUGGCCCUCAUAGUGGUGAUGGCGGUGUUCAUCCGCUGCUGCGCUGUGCAUACACCAAGCAGCAACCCGCGAAAGGCUCCUGCAUUGCGCAUCAGCGACACCUUGCGGAGGCCCGGUGACACCUUCCGCAGAAAGCGACGAGUGCCCGACCCUUCCUCAAUGCCCGGAGGUCCACCGCCCCCAUACCCCGGGGGUCCGCGACCAAGCGCGCCUCCGGCCGGCCCAUCCCACGGCUACGGACAUGGUCGGGGCCACUACAACAGCCGUGGGGUCCCUGUGCAUGGUGCAGCAUCAUCCUCUGGUUCCUCUCGGCACCACCAGGGGUCACGAGGAGCCGUGCCACCUGAAGCAGUCGAGCUGCGGCCAGCCGGCAAGCGGCACCUUUGACACCACCAGUGGGGACACUGCUGACUGCAGAGGUGGCGGAAGGGCCUGCCUGCUGAUGCCUUCCUACCUGCCAAAGGACAGUGUGCCAGCAUGGCUGGCUGUGCCUCGCCCCAUUGCCAACACCACUGCGGGUGCUGCUGUUGCUUCCACACUGUGGAGUGAAAACCUGUUUGAGACUGCAGGGCCAUUUGUUUUGCCCUCAGUGAAUGCUUCCAGCACACCGUCGCCUCUAUUUAUGUGUCACUGGGAGGGAGAUGGCAGUUUAGGAGCAUGUAAUUUGGUGUAGGGCUGAGGAAUUGCAGUGCCAGCUGCAACACUGUGGUCCCUCUCAGCACUGCAGAGUGAAAACACAGCUCAAAACUGAGCAGGGCUCAUUUUUGACUCUGGGAUGAGGGUUCAUGUUUGGUAGAGCAUGAUGCAGUGUGAAGUUGGGGAAUCUUGAUGGGGCUGGCCUCGAGACGAUGGGGCCAUUGAUUAUACUUGCACUCGGUGUGGCAAACAUAGCACUGCUUGUUUUGCGUCUUGGAGAUUUGAAUGCGGACAAACAAAAAUGGGCUUCUGGUUCAGGAAUCAAAGUGCCAUUGAAACCUGCAAUCCAAGAGUAAGAGUUACUGGUUGUAGAGACGGUUGUUUCCCCAAGGCUUCUUGGCCUGACGGUGCUGCCAGCACAAUGUGAAUUGCCAAAGCAGUUGUUCAAGGCAAGCAGUAGUAGACUUUGAAGUGUAGCAAGGAAAGGUAACAUUGGGCAGCAGAGUGAACAUAUGACGAAGCAUUCUAUGGAUCAAAUAUAGAAUUUGAAUCUCCCAUGGCACUGCACAUAAAGAAAAUGACAAAAUCUGCAUUGAGUACCAUGAACAGUAAGACCGAGCAUCACAUCUUCCCAUAAGAAACUGCACCUUUUAACAGGAUGGAAUAGUGUUCACUACUUGUGUUCAACAAUGGGCUUUCUUCUAUUAAGGCAUCAACAUUUUGAAAUGGUCGGUUUUUUUCUAUUGCACAUCGAAUUCCUGCAACUUCUUUUGUAUUGAGACUACUAGCUUUUGCAUUUUUGAGGUGUGUGUACUGCCUGCAGUUCUUUUUCUUUUUUUUUUUGACUGCCUUACCAAACAGCCAGUUGACGAACAAAUACCAGUUUUCACUGCCUGCUACUUUGUUGUGCAAUGCGUGUAGUGGUUUUAACACCUACAAAGAUGAAAGAAUAUAUAUCUAUAUGGCCCAGAGGAAUGUCUUUUAUUCCUGGGUGACUAACAAAGGAAUCUACCUGCUUUGUCUACAAUUUUUGCUUUGUCGAACGUCACUAGCAGUUGUGCUUUUCUGUGGCGGACAUUGGUAUGCUUUAUUUUACAAUUAUGCAUUGCUGUGAGCCCUGAGAAAUGGCACCAAAGAAAUCCCAUCUGGCUCAAGAACAAAUCUUUAUUUUGUUUUAUCUUUUAGCAGGAAUAGUUCAAGUUUAUCAAAAUACUUUCCUUAACAGAAUUUAUGUAACCCUGCUUAUUCACUUGCUUGCGUAUUUGUUAAAGCUUACUUUUAAGUAAUGUUACUCAGCAACAAGUCGGAUCAAAAUUGGUGGAGUGAGUAUUCAUGGAAGUAAUGACCCUAGUGGUCUCUACUAUUCUGCCUGCUAUUAAAGAAAGUCUAUAGAUUAGUAACUUGACAAAGGUCAGAUCGAACAUAUUGCUUUCAUUUUCCCAUGCUGCUUUGAAUUAUAGGAAUGGCAGAAUCGGAUGGAUGCUCAGCUGCAAAAUACAUGCAUAACGGCAAACUUUGUUUCAUUGAAUGUAUCUCCUACAGAAGGAAAAAAUUCUUGCAAGGACAAUUUGUUUACAAGAAUCGUAGUUUAUAUUGAUACUCGUCAUUAAUGCUGGAUGGCUUUAUCAGUACUAUAUUGUACACUUUGUGUUAAAUAUGCUAGUUGAGCUUGAAAUACAGAGUAUUUUAAGCCUUGAAGAUUUAUUGUCGAAAGGUCACUGUUCUCGCUUCACUUAUCUUUUUUUUCUUAAUUGAGUAGAACUAGAUGUUUAUUGAAACACAUAAGCUUAUUUCCUUACCUUCCGAGUACUGAGGACGAAGCAAACUCAACUUGAGAAUUGUUCACGGAAGCUGCCAAGGACGAGUUUGACUUCUCCUCAGAUUCCAUCACUAAUUUUUAAUUAAUGCCAACGACCAGGCACCCUCGUCAGUUGUAUCCUAAUAUCUCAGUAAAUUUGUUCUUUGAUUGCCAUGAGCUCAGCAGGAAAGCUUGAAGAAUGGGUAUUGGUAUGCGUGUAGCAAGGCAUCGAUGGGGGCUUGAUACAUAGUUCUUGAGCUGUCGUUUUAAUACCAGAAUGUGAAUCUAGUGCUCACAUUUCAUGCGGAUUCAAAAUCUGCAAUAAGUUUUCUGCUCAGCUGUGGCAUAAUGUGUACUGUCAUUUUAUGGAUUUCACCAAAUCGUAACCAGCACUUAAAUAGUUAAGGCACCAUGUAGCUGCUGCUGGAAACUCUGGUUAAAAAAAAAAAAAUUCUGUAUAGCCCAAUAUACUAGGCGUCUAUAUGCAUGGUGUGUGCAUCUAAAUGCAUCUAUGUAUAUAAGUAUGGCAGCUUUCAGAGUAGUCUUGGAGUGGUGAAAAUUCAUGCAACACUUUAGUGUAAGAUAAAUAUACAGUAGAACCCCAUUGAUACGUUUUUCAAGGGACCAUGAAAAAAAAAAAAAACUUAACAGCCGAGAAAAUGUAACUGACUGUGAGAAAGGGCACGAUUCAGCACAACAACGUUAGAAACUGCUGUGAACGGCUGCCAAUACAGUUAGAUACUGUGACCAGGGAUGGCACGUGUAUAAUUAGGGUACACUUACAAUGUUCCGUAACAAUGGCCCACUUUUACUAUUGAUAUGCUUCACUGCAUAACACGGCUCUAUAGCGGUGAAGCUGACUAGAGACCCUUGCUGCCCCAAAAAUAAAUGUAGCUCUGCAUUUGGCGGGUUUGGCCGAGUGUACAUAAUUCCCAGUGGGUUUUAACCGAUGCCCACUCUUUCGUAGGCUUUGCUAACUUGUCUGUGCAUGUUUACUCCGGUGACUUGUUCCAAUGUGCAAAGCAAACUUCCUUCUGCACCGCUAAAUUGAUGUGACCGUCACUUUCAAACUCAACAUAAAAUGUGGGAACGUUACAGAAUGACGAGGUAUCAGAGGGGAGCAUAAUAGAUGGCAGUCAAAGUGAUUUAGGUCAGGACCAUGAAAAUGCGAUGUAGUAGUUAGGAAAAUGUGACAGCAAGGAACGUAACAACGGGGUUCCACUGUAAAAAAAUAUUGUUGGUAUCUAUUAAAUGAGACAAUUAAAAACUCGUUAUCUAGGAAAACUUCAGCCUCAGUCUUGAUGUGCAGAGAGUAUUUUCAGUAUUCCCCACUGUAAAUCUAUAAACUGGCUAAUGCUACAUAGACCAAGAGCACAUCGGCGAGGCUCUAGCAUAUCAAAAUUAUCUAACAAUGUGGUUGAGAGAGAGCAUUGCCACAAGAUCUUUCUUCAGCUUUAAUGUUUUACAAAGAGUUUGAUCAUGUAAUGGUUAAAGGCUGGGCAUUAAGCUAACAGGCCUUUUGGGAAUGAGCACACAUUACAAACUUCACAAGCUUUAAACUGCAUGUUUAACCAAAUUUUACCAAGAUAUUCACUGCCUGUUAAUUUUUCCAGCUGCUUUCUUUUUCCCAUGUCUCUCUGAAGUCUUGGUUAUUGUCCACUCUUCUUAACAUUAAUAAGUGUUCCAGUGCACACGUCUUGGCGACUAGAACAGAGGCCAACAAGUGUUUAUUCCUUACAACUAAUGCUUCAUAAGCCUCGUGAAAGCUGUUAGCCCGGGGCUAGCAAAUGGCAGCCAAUGUAAAGAUAAUCUAGUGCUUUUGCGAUAUGGAAACUAAAGAUGCCUUGCUGUUUUAACGUCGUGCAGUGUUGCUAUGUGCCUAUGUGCUAUGUUCGCUAACCUCACCCAGAAUACCUGAAGGUAUUCUUGAUUUCUAAACACCUUUCUUGUUUAAAGAUUGCAGAAAUGCAUCAAAUGUUACUUUUUUUUAUUGACAGUUAAUAAAUUUUUUGCUGCCAACCAAUUCAAAGAACAAUUUGCUGUCGACAACUAAUAUAGUACCACAUCGACUUUAGUAGCUUACAGCAAGAUUUUUUGAGCCCCUAACUGAAGGCCUUCUUCAAGAAACUUUAUUAAAUUUUCUGCGUACUUUGCUCAUUUUGCCUCUAUGUUGCAUUACUUUUUCUACUGUCCUUUGUAGUUUCUUUUUUUCAUGUGAUUAUAUUGCCUUAUUAUUGUAAUGUCUUUUCAUGUGCCUUAAGAAAGGACACUAGUUAUGAUUUGUCGACUAGUUUGUUUGGUUAGCCAGUUUUAUUAGUCAAAUAUAGCAUUGUGGCAUCUGCCAGAGUAAAUAAGAUGUCCUCUUAAUAUUUUUUGCAGUAGUGUACUAUCUUCAUGUCACGUGAAUUUCAUCUAAUAAGCAAGAAAGCACAGGAGCCUUGCUGCUAUUUGUUAAAACACAUAGGUUGACUAUAAGGAUCUUGUUAAUACGGAUUUCACCUUUGGUGGGGUGUGCAUUUUUUCUCAAAGAGCAUUGCAGCUAGGCUGCUGGCCUUUACAUUCUUCAGUGCUGUAGUCACUUUAUGAUUAUUUCUUGUUCAACUGACGAGGUGUGUAUGCUGGUUCUAAAGGUUUCAUUAUUCCAGAGGGUUAGCCCCAACACAUUCAUGCCUAAUUUUGGCUAAAGCCUGUUCAUGAAAUGAAGAGUGUGGAACUAUUACUGAUAGUAAUUUCAUUUUGAUUAUAUAUCAAGUGUUUCGAUCAUUGUUGCCUGUCUUUUCCGUAGAGAUGUCACUGCCUGUUUGUGGUGCGUGUUUCUUGUCAUUAUUUUUUAAAACAUCUGGGGAAAAAAAGGUGCAGUUUAUGAAUGCCUGCAUUGGAGAUGGAUGCUGAGAAUAUGUUCACUGCUUAAAUCAGCUUGGGUAGAUUGAGCUUGGGCAGAAUUGUUCAGUUUGCAUUCAGAUUGUGCACUUCAUGCUCACAGCCUGCUACAUCCAGUAAAGCUUCCUAACAGUUCUAGUUGCUGGUUCUGCUGGUUUUGAAUUGCUAGUUAUGUUUAGUAAUUUAUGCCCUCCAUCUUUGUCUUCAUGUGUGCAACCUGGCUCAAGAUGAAUGCUUUGCAUACAAUGACCAGCUUUACCAGUAUUUCCAGCUUGAAGUUUACCUAAUUUAUUGUUUUAUAUUCUAGAUUUUAUGUGCUUAUAGAUUGCUGCAUUGUUUUUUGUCCCUAAAGCUAGUUGCACCUGCUGAAUAUGAAUAAUAACUGCAGGAUGUUAGAAACAUAAUGAAAAAAGUGAAAACUGCUUGUGUAAUGCUUUUUUACUGUCACAUACUGUUGGUCAAAUUAUGUGAUAAACUUAAUAAUUUUUUAACCUGUUCA
Molecule: messenger RNA, 8130 nt
Organism: Dermacentor albipictus
Lineage: Eukaryota; Metazoa; Arthropoda; Arachnida; Ixodida; Ixodidae
Gene: kuz
Product: zinc-dependent metalloprotease kuz
Biological process (GO): Notch signaling pathway; membrane protein ectodomain proteolysis
Cellular component (GO): plasma membrane
Molecular function (GO): metalloendopeptidase activity
Source: RefSeq, a predicted model, not a curated record